AUGGACAAUGUUUCCCACCCCGCAGAUGCAAUUAUUACUGAGCUGAAGACCUCCUACGUCCUCCAGCUCGGCAUCAAGCAUGCUCACUUCCCCUCCUUGCUUCUGCCUCUCCGCCUCCCUCUCCUUCUCCAUGAUCUUACGGGCCAGGAUAAAGUUGUACGUCUCCACAUUUCUGCUGGACAUGCCGACUCCCUCCAUUCCAAAUAUGCCCAGCUCUGCGGUCACAGCAUCCUGGCACUGCUCUUGGACCACAGAGCCCCAGAUGUUGUUAACCUUGCGGCCCCCCUGCGCAGACGUAGGCUCGGGCUGAACUGGGUUUAUAGUCGGUUGAGGAACGUUGAAGACCUUCUGUCGCUUCCUACGCCAGACAGCUCCUUCUUCGUCCGACGAGUCCGGGUCACUAUCGCUGGAAUCCACCGCCUUGCUGGUGCUGCGGUAUGCGGCGGCAGGUGGCUGGUCAGCGGCUCUGCCUUGGAAGGGCAGCCCGCUAAAAACUGUGGGGACCUGAGGUCUGACGUGCUCCGCUGCACCAGAGCCCAUCUCCGUAUCUGA
Molecule: messenger RNA, 552 nt
Organism: Menidia menidia (Atlantic silverside)
Lineage: Eukaryota; Metazoa; Chordata; Actinopteri; Atheriniformes; Atherinopsidae
Source: the annotation of a GenBank genome assembly